GUUGACCUCGACGACCCAGCGGGCUUUGACUUCCGCCCCAACCUCAACCUCAACCUCGCUGCCUCGUCGUCGGCGGUGACCGGCCAAUAAAAAGGCGGUGUUUGCAGAGCGUUGACAAACCCGUCAACAACAACAAAUCAUCGAUCGAGUGCUAUUUGAAAUCUCAUUCGUUAGAUGGUCACAUCGUUACCUAGUUGACCGUCUAUUUGAUUUGACAUUGAUGAACUCGACCGAUGAUUUGGCCUUUCUUUUGGCUGUCAUGGUGAUUUGGACUCCUAAAUCGUAGUAGAAAACACAGCUUCAUUGCCCACAUGCGUGGCUGCCUCCCUUAAUUGGGUGAAGUACAGCUAUAUUAUCCAGGGAAUCUGUCUGCAGUCUGCACUGAUCCACCAGUGGUCGUAGAUCUCUCAGAUCUGUGAGAGCAAACAGAGCCUGGUCUUUUUCAUCAGGAGCGUUCUUGCCAUCACCUUGUCACAGAUGAAUUGUUGGUUCCAUCCGAUCCAGCAUUAGCCUUGAUUUGGAAGGCCAAGAAAAUGUUGUAGGUGUCAAGGGAAGGACAGAACAGUAGCUGCCCAUUUUGGGGUGCCUUCGCGCUCUGUUGGGUUGGGAAAAAGGAUUUGCUUGGGCUUGGAAUUAGUGAUUGAAGAUAUUCUUUGUUCUUCUACCUUCUGUUGCAGAUCUUGGGGUUGUUCAACUACUAGCUUUUGUGGUUCAGAUCUCUGGUCCUUGGGAGGAGAGGAAGGCCCCAGGAGUUGGUGCAGGUGAGAUUGCUACGGCUCUGUUUCCUUUGCGAUUCAACUAAAGUUUGGAUCUUGUUCUUUCUUUAAGGAUUUUUGGAGUGGUUUGGCAGAGUAUGUGGGAUUUUGUGGGUGGUGAACUCGUUGGAUGAUCAAUAAAUGCACAACAUUGCAUGCCUGAUGCAUCGGCUUGCUUUAUAGAUUAUUUAGGACAUUCGUUUGAGGAAUUACUCUGGGUUCUUCCUGGAUUAGGGUUUAGGGAAAUGCUGAUAGGGUAAAUAGAGGACCUUUCUGAAAGCUAUCAUUCCUACUUUGGGCCUUUUGUUGGUGGCAGUGUAGAGACUUGGUGAUGUUCAUAUGGCAGUGGAAGGAGUGCAUUUGGCUACGGGAGCACAUAGGUUGAUCAUCAAGGACUAUGCAAGGUGGUCGGUUGUGUGACUUGGUUUUGUAAUCUUCUCUCUGAUUUUUCUCGUUUCUCGGGUUCAUCUUCAAGAUGGCAUGUAUGAAGCUGGGAUCAAAACCUGAUGCCUUCCAGCAACAAGGGCAAGCCUGGUUCUGCACAACUGGGCUUCCAAGUGAUGUUACUGUUGAAGUUGGAGAAAUAUCAUUCCACCUCCACAAGUUUCCUCUAUUGUCAAAAAGUGGUCUUUUGGAAAAACUAAUGAAGGAGAAAUCUGAUGAAGAAGAGGAUACUCUAAUAAAGCUGCAUGAUGUUACCGGUGGUGCUCGAACAUUCGAACUUGUGGCUAAAUUCUGCUAUGGCAUAAAGUUAGAACUCACUUCCUCAAACGUCGUCUACCUGCGCUGUGCUUCUGAGCACCUUCAAAUGACAGAAGAGAUAGCAGAAGGUAACUUGAUUGCUCAGACAGAAAUCUUCUUCAAUCAAGUUGUCCUUCAUAGCUGGAAAGAUUCAAUUAAGGCACUCCAAACAUGCGAUGAUCUUCUCCCUCAUGCCGAAAACCUUCAGAUUAUCAAGAGAUGCGUUGAUUCUCUGGCUGUUAAGGCUUGUACAGAUCCGAAUCUAUUUGGCUGGCCAAUGAUGGAGCAUGGUGCCAUGCAAAGCCCUGGUGGCAGUGUAUUAUGGAAUGGAAUAAGCACCGGAGCCAGGCCUAGAAAUUGUAGUUCGGAUUGGUGGUAUGAAGACGUUUCUUCUUUAAGUUUUCCCUUGUAUAAGAGGUUGAUCUCUGUGAUGAAAUCUCGAGGUAUCAGACAAGAGAUCAUUGCAGGUUCUCUGAUCUUAUAUGCUAAACAGUAUCUGCCCGGACUGAAUAGGCGUCCGAGUCUGGCACAAGGAAAUUUGACAGCUGCACCUUCGGAACAAGAACAGAGGCAUCUUCUUGAAGAGAUCGAUAGCCUGUUGCCUCUUCAAAAGGGUGCAGCAUCAACUAAGAUUUUGAUUGGUCUUCUGCGGACGGCCAUUAUUCUGCAAGCUAGUCCAUCAUGCAUUUCAAAUUUGGAGAGAAGGGUAGGGAUGCAGCUAGACCAGGCAGACUUGGAAGAUCUACUUUUCCCAACUUUUGAGUUCUCCAUGGAGGCUCUCUACAAUGUUGAUCGUGUCCAACGGAUGCUUGAUCAUUUCAUAGCCACUGAUCAAGCUACCAGCACGGCUGGGACUUCCUCUCCUGGUUCUGUCAAUGAUGAGCAGCUGAUUGGUUCCCCAUCUUUGGUGCCAUUAACUGCUGUUGCCAAGCUAAUUGAUGGUUAUCUAGCAGAGGUUGCACCAGAUAUCAAUUUAAAAAUGCCGAAGUUCCAAAAGUUGGCUGCUGCUGUACCUGAUUAUGCCCGACCACUGGAUGAUGGUCUAUACCGUGCUCUUGACAUAUACCUGAAGGCACACCCUUGGCUCUCAGAAUCUGAGAGGGAGCAGCUCUGCCGGCUGAUGGAUUGCCAAAAGCUCUCACUAGAAGCUUGCACUCAUGCUGCACAGAAUGAGAGGCUCCCUCUAAGAGUAGUGGUUCAAGUCCUCUUCUUCGAGCAGCUUCAACUUAGGACAUCCGUUGCUGGAUGUUUGCUUGUCUCUGACAACCUUGAUGGCUCGCAACCACUUAGGAGUGGAAUUGCUUGUUCAGGUGAAGCUGGAGGGUGGAUGACUGCUGUUAGGGAGAACAAGGAUCUGAAGGUGGGCAUGGAUAAUAUGAGGCUGAGAGUGUCUGAGCUUGAAAAGGAGUGCACAAGUAUGAAGCAAGAAAUCAAGAAGCUAGGGCAGGGAAGGAGUGGUUGGAGCAGUGUUCCCAAGAAGUUUGGAUCUAAGAUCAAGUUGCAAUUAUGCAGUGCCCAGGAGGAUUCUGUAAGUGCUCAGCAGAAGACUAAAAGUGGGAAGAUUGACAAGUUGCAAGCCAUAAUCACGAAGCAGAAGCAUCAGUUAUCUGCAGAUGAUUGAGUUCUCUUUUUCGAUUGUGCCACAUUGUCGUAAUUCUAGUCUGUUUUCUGUUUCAGUAGGAACUGUUAAUUCAUGUACUUUCUUCUUGGACAGAAUCUGUAUCAAGCUUGACCUUUGUCACUUGUUAAAUGUGAAAAAUGGGAUUGUGGUGUUUGAUAUUUA
Messenger RNA from Musa acuminata subsp. malaccensis (wild Malaysian banana), 3279 nucleotides. NCBI's taxonomy places the organism in Eukaryota, Viridiplantae, Streptophyta, Magnoliopsida, Zingiberales, Musaceae. The record is from RefSeq and is a predicted model, not a curated record.